Messenger RNA from Sitophilus oryzae (rice weevil), 684 nucleotides. Its product is annotated as cationic amino acid transporter 3-like. Gene Ontology annotation, cellular component: plasma membrane. Lineage: Eukaryota; Metazoa; Arthropoda; Insecta; Coleoptera; Curculionidae. Gene Ontology annotation, molecular function: amino acid transmembrane transporter activity; calcium ion binding. Gene Ontology annotation, biological process: transmembrane transport; amino acid transport. The transcript has 6 exons. The record is from RefSeq and is a predicted model, not a curated record. The annotation marks the transcript as partial.
AUGGGUCAUGGUAUACAUCAUGGUAUACAUCCAUGGACCGCACGCGCCUUCGUUAUGAUGGCUACUAAGUUUUUUAAAGGUCUGACACGUCGAAAAACUGAUUCCGAUGGAUCUGGAAGUGAGAUGGCGAGGUGUUUAAACCUCUUGGACUUGACAGCUCUAGGUGUAGGAUCUACUCUAGGUCUUGGAGUGUACGUAUUGGCCGGAUCUGUCGCCAAAACCGUCGCCGGACCCGCAGUUUGUUUAUCCUUUCUAGUUGCGGCAGUCGCCAGCGCUUUCGCAGGAGUCUGUUAUGCGGAAUUUGCAGCUAGAGUGCCGAAAGCCGGCUCAGCUUACGUUUACAGCUACGUUAGUGUAGGGGAAUUCAUAGCUUUUGUUAUAGGAUGGAACUUAAUAUUGGAAUAUGUUAUUGGUACGGCUAGUGUGGCUCGUGGUUUAAGCAAUUACAUAGAUGCCCUGACUAAUAAUACUAUCAGGGACCAUUUUGAAGAAUGGGUCCCAAUGAAUGUUAACUACCUAAGCCCGUAUCCUGAUUUUCUUUCCUUCGGAUUGGUAUUACUUUUGACAUCCUCGCGUAUUCGAUACGAGAUCACAAGCGGUAACAUAGGUGGCGCCUUUGCCGUCAAAAACAUGACAGGUGCCAUCUAUGUAGCCGGCGCUCUGGAUUACGAAACAAGGAAAAGG